This is a messenger RNA of Phyllopteryx taeniolatus (common seadragon), 1379 nucleotides long. Its product is annotated as monocyte chemotactic protein 1B-like. The coding region runs from base 95 to 406 and encodes 103 amino acids. Gene Ontology annotation, biological process: cellular response to interleukin-1; inflammatory response; lymphocyte chemotaxis. Lineage: Eukaryota; Metazoa; Chordata; Actinopteri; Syngnathiformes; Syngnathidae. Gene Ontology annotation, molecular function: CCR chemokine receptor binding; chemokine activity. The transcript has 3 exons. The record is from RefSeq and is a predicted model, not a curated record. Gene Ontology annotation, cellular component: extracellular region.
UGACACAAAUUCCCGCAUUUGACGAUGUUAGCAGGCUUUAAAAGGCCCGCAGGGCAAACAUCCACUUCACACCUGAUUAUGUCCGACACGUGCGAUGACAGCCCUUAACUUGGUCUCCAUUUUCCUGGUUGCUGUCAUGGUGCCCGCCACCUUAGCUCGAGGUGGAAUAGCGAGUUGUUGUCGCAAAACUUCAGACACGGAAGUCCAUCGAGACCUGCUGACCAAGUAUUACACCCAACGACCUCCGUCUUGCCCUUUGCACGCUGUGGUUUUCAUCACCUUACAAAGCAAGAGAAUCUGCGCCGACCCUUACAAGUUGUGGACGCAGACAAGCAUGGCGUACCUCGAGGGGAAGAACUGCCAUCCCCGACAGCUCAGCAAACAAAGGAAGCAGACAAUUUCAUGAACUGCAGUAAUAGCUUUAUAUUUUCUACAUUAAAAACCUCCAUAAACCCAUUUGCAUCCAAGCUGGAAUGAUAUGGCCGGCUGAGUUUGUAUGAAUCUCAAUAUGAUGAUAUCUUUUCCAAAACAGUGGUUUUGCCAUGCAGUGUUGUAGAAAUAAUCAUUUGAAACACUUUCAGAGAUUUACAGAAGGGCUGCAUAUUUAUAUUUAUCAGUUUCUUACCUAGUUAAAACAUUGUUGCUAAUUAGUGUGAGAAAUCAUUAAUGUCUUCACAUAGAUCACUGGUGUCAAACUGGUGGCCCGGGGCCCAGAUCCGGCCCGCCACGUCGUUUUUAUGUGGCCCGCGAGAGUGUGCAUCAACUUUGUGUUUCUUGCUAAAAUAUCAAAAUUGCAAAUUGGUUUCACUUUUAAAAAUAUUGAGAUAUUGCAAGCAUUUUUCGUUACCCAAAACCCCCUUUUUGAAUUUGAUUCAUACUGUAGUUGAACAAACUGUUUUUACUGGCUUCUGAUUUCAAAAGUAAUUAUCCAUUAAUUUGUGUAUAUGUAAUAAUAUGAGGCAAUCAUAUGGGAUUGCAGCCAUAACUGACAUGUGGCCCGCAACAAAAAUUUGUUUGACACCCCUGGUCCUAGAUGAAUAUCAUUCAUUAUUAAUAAUAACAUAUAAUUAAAAACAAUUUGAUCUAAUUGGUUAUUUUGGAAGUGCGUAUCCUUUAGCAUUAAUCAGUAGCCAAGAAGUAGCUCCCAUUUUCUAAAAGUUUGGUGACCAUUAGAGAAUAAAGAAUAAAAUAAUAAUUUUGCUAAGUCAAAAUGCAAUUAAGUAAAUAAAAAAUAAAUUGCAGCAAUUAAAAAAAAAAACGGUUUACACUAUAAUUAAAAAAUAUAUAAUUUGAAUUUGGAAAUAUGGCCAAAAAGAGAGCACUGGUAUGCAAAUUAAGAAAUUGGGAUUGGUUCUUUUACAAAGUGGGAAACAUGCCAA